AUGGUCGAGCUUAAGCGAGAUAACCCUAAUAGAUCAGAGAUUUGGUAUGCAAACAAGCAUAAUAAGAGUUUUAUAGUUUGGUUGAAACAAUACAUUCUUGAGAAGUUGACUGCCGAUUUUGAUUCAGUUUCUGAAAAAUUAAAAUGGUUGGUCGAGAUUGAGAAAAGUGGCAUGCCUGAUGAUGAUGUCUUCGGCAAGGCAUUGGGUAAUCCUGAACACCCUGGUCGAGUUAAGAAAGCAAGGUCAACAGAGGAUGUGGGUGUAAGGGCUGAGAUUGCCACCCUGAAAGAGGAGCUAUCUCGGCAAUGGGACAUGAUUGUAGCUUUGCUAAAGGACAAGGAGAGGCAGGAAGCAAAGUUUCAUAUUAGUCCUAGCGGGAAAGGUAGUUAUAAUGUCAUGCAGCCUAUUAAAAAUCUCCCUGAGGAUUUAAACUAUCCGGUACCUAUUCCCAUCGAGGAUGUAGGGAUUGUUGGAGAGUUUUCUGUUAAGGACCCUUACAAUUACUUGGCUAAUUGGUCCAACUCUUCUUCCAUUUGCAAUUGGGUUGGGGUUACGUGUGAUGCUUACCAUGAGAGAGUAAUAGCCUUGAAUCUUGGUGAGAUGGGUCUCAAGGGAACUUUGCCCUCAAAAAUUGGGAAUUUGUCUUUCUUGGUUGAACUUGACCUUCAUAGUAACAACCUUUAUGGUGAGUUGCCAAAAGAGUUGAUCCAAUUACACAAGCUACAAAUUCUCAACUUGAGCUACAAUGAAUUCAAGGGAGAAAUUCCUACUUGGAUUGGAAGCUUAUCCAUGCUUCAACACUUCCAUCUCUGUAACAACAGUUUUGGAGGUGUUAUUCCUAAAAGCAUAUCCAAUUUGUCAAAGUUAGAGACUUUGAACUGGAAUGAUAACUUUAUUGAAGGAUUCAUUCCAUUUGAGAUUGGAAAAUUUCAAUGUUUGAAGAUUUUACGGAUUGCGGUAAACAAGCUUUCAGGAAAAAUACCUCCAACUAUUUCCAACUUAUCCUCACUUGAGUUGUUGUCUUUGUCUCACAACUUCUUAACAGGAGACAUUCCGAUAGAGAUUGGCCUUCUUCAAAAUCUAAAAAUUCUAUAUUUGGGUGCUAAUAAGCUUUCUGGCCACAUACCAUCAAAUAUCUUCAAUAUAUCAGAGUUGCAAGAAAUUGAUUUAAGCUGGAAUAAUUUGUCAGGAAGUAUUCACUCUAAUAUGUGUCAUGGACUUCCAAAUUUACAAAUGCUACAUCUUCAGGACAAUGAAUUAUCAGGAGCCCUGCCAUCUAAUUGGAUACAAUGCAAAGAGCUCAAAGACUUACAAUUAGAAUACAACUCUUUGAUAGGUGAUAUACCAGAAGGUAUUGGAAAACUGGAUAUGCUUCAAGAGCUAUAUCUUAAUCAUAAUAAUUUACAAGGCCAUAUACCAAAAGACAUCGGAAACUUGACCAAGCUUCAAUUGUUAUAUCUUAAUUACAAUAACUUGGAAGGCCAUAUACCAAAAGACAUCGGAAACUUGACCAAGCUUCAAUUGUUAUAUCUUAAUGACAAUAACUUGAAAGGUAUGGUAUAUCCAACAAAUCAUAGCAUUGUUAUGUUUGUUUUAUCUGCAUCGAAAUUGCAAGAAAUAUCCCUAAUAAGCCAUCUUUCUUGUGUCUUUACCACAUACGUGGGAAAUAUUCUCAAUAGAUAA
Messenger RNA from Prosopis cineraria, 1683 nucleotides. RefSeq names its product LRR receptor-like serine/threonine-protein kinase GSO1. The coding region runs from base 1 to 1683 and encodes 560 amino acids. The record is from RefSeq and is a predicted model, not a curated record. NCBI's taxonomy places the organism in Eukaryota, Viridiplantae, Streptophyta, Magnoliopsida, Fabales, Fabaceae. Gene Ontology annotation, molecular function: protein binding. The transcript is spliced from 9 exons.